Drosophila guanche is the source of this 2046-nucleotide messenger RNA. It is a transcript of the gene Ets96B, whose product is annotated as ETV5-related protein Ets96B. Gene Ontology annotation, molecular function: DNA-binding transcription factor activity, RNA polymerase II-specific; sequence-specific DNA binding. The record is from RefSeq and is a predicted model, not a curated record. Gene Ontology annotation, cellular component: nucleus. Gene Ontology annotation, biological process: regulation of transcription by RNA polymerase II; cell differentiation. Bases 59 to 2008 code for a protein of 649 amino acids. The transcript is spliced from 7 exons. NCBI's taxonomy places the organism in Eukaryota, Metazoa, Arthropoda, Insecta, Diptera, Drosophilidae.
GUCCGGUGUCCGUGAGUGAGUGUGUGAAGUCGAGCGUGCCAUCUGCACUUUCCACUAAAUGGAUACCGCCAAAUUGAGCGACUACAGCCAGGAGGCCAAGACGCACUUGGAGCAGCUCCAGCAGACGCUCACGCACUUGGAUCAUCACUCGCUUUCCCAUUCGCACCCGCAUCCGCAUUCGCAUCAUCAUCAUCCCCAUCAUCAUCAUCAUCAUCCUCACUUGGCGCUCUAUCAUGGGGCACCGAAUACAUCCACGUUAACCACAGACUCGGUGGUUUCCUGUGUCAGUUCAACGUUGCCGGCCGUGGCCAAGGCCAUAUCCUCAUCGUCGUCUUCCUCCAGUUGCGGCCACCUGGAGUCGGAGCACAAGAAAUGUCACAGCAAUGACCUGGAUGCCGGCCACACUCUGAUGGAGGCCAUCUGCAUUGGCCAGAAGUCAACAGCAACAUCGCCGGCCCUAGCGGCCCUAGCCGGAAGCUUGACGCCGCCGCCGCCGCCGCCGCCACCGGCAUCGAUUGCAACGUCCGCUCUGAUGAAUGCCACCGCGGCCUCAAGCAGCUCAAACGGAGGUGCUGCCUCCCUGUGCAAUGAUCUCACACGCGAGUCGGCCUGGUAUGCGCAUCAUCAUCAUCACCAUCACCACCACCAUCACCAGCAAUUGGCCGAUGAGCUGGUCAUGUAUGCAACGCCCACGCCCACGCCGGCUAUUGGCAAAUUCGGUCUGGACACAUCCACCGAGGGUUACUUGAACGCAAGGUACAAUGUGAAUGUCAAAGGCGUGCGCCAUGAAAGAACAUCAACUUUCUUCGAUAUACCCGCUGUGACGCACCCACACACCCAUCCGCACCCGCAUCCGCACUCACAUCCGCAUCCAUAUUGCUACAGAUUUCCAUCAUCGCCACCCGCGGGCAUUCUGAAAAAGAGCGACGAAGAAACGGCCAGCGCUGCCGCCGUCGCUGCUGCUGCCGUCUAUUGCAACGAUGUCUCCUCUGGCCAGCACUUUCAGCCCAACACAAAAAUCGAGCACGCCGACUCCACCACGACAGCGGCACAGCAACAGCAGCAGCAGCAACAACAGCAGCAACAGCAGCAACAGCAGCAGGAGCAUCAGCAUCAGCAACAACAAUUACAACAUGCUGCACUGCAUCCGCACCAUCAUCAUCAUCAUGGACACCACCACCAGCAGGCGGAGCAGCAGGCACUGACCCACCUGACGCCACUGCAUGCAGCCUCAGCCUUCAAGUUCAGCCACACGGCUGUCAUCUCCAGCUCGGCUGUCUAUGGCACACCCGCGCACUAUGUCCACCAGCAGCAGACGCAAUCCCAGUCGCACGCCGCCAUCUAUAGAGAUCUCUCCCCCAACUCAGCGGCGGCGGUGAGUGAUGGAGACCUCAAGUAUGAUGGCAGUCCGUACAAUGCCACCAUAUCCUCCACCUAUCCCGCGGCUCUGCGGCCCAGCGUUGUCGAUUCGACCACGUCCAGCGAUGCGGAGCUGCGCCUGGAUCAGUUCUAUGCCAGCAAUGGCAUCUCCACGAGCAGCAGUGGCCAGCCCAUAAGCCAGCGGCGUGGCUCGCUGCAACUGUGGCAAUUCCUGGUAGCCCUUCUGGAUGAACCCAACACCAGUGCCAGUUGCAUAGCGUGGACUGGCCGGGGCAUGGAGUUCAAGCUGAUCGAACCAGAGGAAGUCGCUCGACGCUGGGGCCUCCAGAAGAAUCGUCCGGCCAUGAACUACGACAAGUUGUCCCGCAGUCUUCGCUACUACUACGAGAAGGGCAUAAUGCAGAAGGUGAACGGGGAGCGCUAUGUCUACCGCUUCGUCUGUGAUCCAGAUGCACUCUUCAACAUGGCCUAUGGCCAUCUCACGGCAGGCGGAACCGGCAAGAUCGAUCAGCACCAGUUGACUUUGUCGCUGGCCAAGACGCCGCCAGCUCCCACCGAUGCACAAACGCAAUCUCCUCGCGUGCCAAAGUCGGAUUAUUAUGAUACGGCCGGCUUGCAUAAGUAUUAGUAUUCGUAUAAGUAUUAGUGGCUGCAAGUGGUGUGUGG